Molecule: messenger RNA, 1386 nt
Organism: Protopolystoma xenopodis
Lineage: Eukaryota; Metazoa; Platyhelminthes; Monogenea; Polystomatidea; Polystomatidae
Source: the annotation of a GenBank genome assembly
GACGAAUUAUGGGAUCAUUUCGAAGCAGAUCAUGAUUUGGAUGGUGGAUUUUCCUGCACAUGUGGACUGGCAUAUGAACGGAUGCCGGAUUUUCUACGUCAUUAUAUUGAUUGCCCUGUUGCAGCUACCGACCUGCAAGAUCCUGUCCACGAAUCUCCUUCUCAAAAAAGGAUAAAGCUUGAAUCGAAGCACCAGGGAAUUGUAGAGCAGACAAGGAUACCAACGGAAAAUGGCAGCUCUCAUUCUGAACUUUUGCCUAAUGAGGAAGGCGGUGAGGUUUUUCAUAAAUAUCGACAUCCACCCGUUUCACCUAUUAUUGGCCCAACCAAUGAUAAACCUUUUGGGUGCCCUAAAUGUCCCAAGGGCUUCAAAAGUAAGUCUUUGCUUGAGCAGCAUAUGCAUAUUCAUUAUCCACCUCGUUACAAAUGUCGAUGGUGUGGAAACAUGUAUAGGUGGCCACCUGUUUACUACCAUCAUAAACAAAAAUGUAAAAAACGUCCAGGAUUUAUGCUUGAUGACAGAAACGGUACAUCUGCCGUGGUUUCUCUUCGGAACUCUCCAAGAAUCGGCAAGCUUUGUCAUCGACGUCCUCUUUCUCCCGCUGACGUUCCUCUCAAUCUGGAAAACGGUCAUCCCAAACAAAGUGAUCGUCCGGUAGCAAUCGAGGCAGAGCCAUCACCUCUACCUCAGACCAUUCCCAGUAUUGGAUCCAUAUUGCCUACAGAUGUUCUUAAAGCUUCUGAUCCGUCCGUCAGCAUGCCCGUACAGGGUAGGGUAACUUGCCUUUGUUCUGAAGUUAUGCAUGAUUUUGAAUCAUAUUUUGAGCAUGUGGCAAAGUGUUCAAAAUUUCUUGAGCUUUCGCAUAUGACUCCAGCUCAACCCUCAGUUAUUACUAGUUCAUUUCAACCUCCCCCACCGUCUUUAUCAAAUGUGUCCCACACUUCAGAUACAACCAUCCCUUCUCCACCUUCCGCCUUUCAGUGCUAUACACGCAUGCCCUCUCCUCCAUCUGCAGUUUGUUUAGAUCUUUCCUACCGAAAAAGAAAACGUGAGUCAUACAUUGCUCGAGUAAAAGCAAAUAAAUUCACAAAAGGUGUCGCUGAUCAAUGCCAAAUGAAUGCCGAUGGAUCUUUUAGAUGCAUAGAAUGCAACAAAGACUUCAGCUCAAAAUUAUCGCUCAAACAGCACAUAGAUGGCAAGCAUCGACCCGAAGGGAAGUAUCUUUGCUCAAGUUGUGGCAAGCGUUAUCGAUGGGGAGCUUCGUUCUACUAUCAUAAACGAAACUGUGUCCACUCAGAAGACUUGCCAUUGACGAGAUUGCCUCUUGACCAAUCUACGCAGCAGCAACAACUUUUGGAACACAACGCACUUGCUGCUAGCAGUUAG